Molecule: messenger RNA, 2876 nt
Organism: Bemisia tabaci
Lineage: Eukaryota; Metazoa; Arthropoda; Insecta; Hemiptera; Aleyrodidae
Source: RefSeq, a predicted model, not a curated record
UGUUGCGGGCAAUCCCUCUGGUUUAAAAGGCCGGCAAGCAUGCUAGUACGGUUUGGGCGUCGUUAUCAUUCUUUUUAAUAUACUUGUACUGUACAUAAUAUUCAGGUAAAUUUAAAAAAUAAGAGUAGGCUGAGUUGCAAGAGCUUUGUCGUGAUGCUGUUAGAGAUAAUGUGCAAAUUUACGGUAGCUUUAAUGAUUAUCGGUCUAGUGACCGAAUUUCACGCAGAAUCGUCUGUUUUGGAGCAAAAACCUCUUGAUUGGUGGCAACGAGGGGUUUUUUACCAAAUUUACCCUAGGUCCUUCAAAGACAGUAACGGCGAUGGUGUUGGAGAUCUGCGAGGUAUAGCGGAAAAAGUAUGGUAUUUAAAAGAUCUAGGCGUGUCAGCGAUAUGGUUCAACCCAAUAUUUGAUUCUCCUGGCUUGGAUCUGGGAUAUGACAUUUCCAACUACACACGUAUCGACCCCCUUUUUGGAACUUUAGAAGAUCUGGAGUACUUGAGAGACGCUCUUCAUAAAGCAGGAAUACGGCUUCUGCUGGAUUUUGUCCCGAAUCAUACAAGUGAUGAACAUCCAUGGUUUCAGUGGUCUAUCAAAAAAGUCGAUCCGUACACAAACUACUACGUUUGGAAGGACGCCAAGAUGGUCAAUGGUCAAAGGAAACCACCAACCAACUGGAUAAGCGAGUUUGGAGGCUCCAUGUGGAAAUGGAACGACGAAAGACAGCAAUACUUUUUACACCAGUUCCACCAGAAACAACCAGACUUGAAUUAUGAAUGUAAAGAACUUGUCCAAGAAAUGAUGGAUGUUGUUAGGUUUUGGCUGGACCGCGGUGUAGAUGGGCUGCGUUUAGACGCCAUCAACUUCAUGUUUGAGGAUCCGCUAUGGAGAGAUCAAGAGCUGCUGGCGCCCGAUCUGGACCCCAACUUUUUCUUGAACUACAAUCGAUCAAGGACGAUGGAUCAGCCAGCCACAUACGAGAUGGUAACGAGAUUCAGAGAGAUUUUCGACUCCUACAGUAAAAAAGACGGCCGAACCAGAGUAAUGAUGACUGAGGCUUAUACAACGCUGGAUAAGACGCUGGGUUUUUAUCAGUACAACGGAAAGCCGGGAGCUCACAUGCCUUUUAAUUUCUUUUUCAUCACUCAUGUCAAUGGACGGUCGCCCGCAAAAGAUUACCAGAGAGCUAUCCAAGGCUGGAUGCAGGGCAUGCCAGCGGGACACUCGGCUAACUGGGUGAUAGGGAACCACGACAACCAUCGGAUAGCGGCAAGAUACGGUACGGAUCUCGUAGACGGCAUGAACAUGAUAGCGCUCUUACUCCCCGGGACCGGGAACACGUACUACGGGGAUGAGAUCGGUAUGGACGACGCAGCUAUCAGAUUCGACGAGGGUGUCGACCCACAGGCCUGCCAGUUCGACAAGGAUUGGUUCAAUCGCGUCACCAGGGACCCCGAGAGAACACCCUUCCAGUGGGACACCUCCUUGAACGCAGGUUUUUCGACGAGCAUGAAAACUUGGUUACCGGUGAAUUCCAACUUCUGGCGUUUAAACCUGAAGGACCAAAUGCAAAGUAACGAAAAAAGUCAUUACAAGGUAUACAAGAGACUUAUGGAUGUUCGAAAGACAGACACGAUGCUGUACGGAGAUGUGGAGACCUACGUGCUCGCCAAAUGGGUCUUCGCCUUUACCAGGCGUUUGACUGGAAGUGACACUUAUGUGGUGGUCGUUAAUCUUGGGAGCGACACUACAUCUGUCGAUCUCUCUGCUUUCAUGAGUGAUCUACCGGAGACUUUAACAGUCCACACGGGCAGUGUCAAUACCCAGUAUGAUCCAAAUGACAAAGUACCAACUGGUGUAUUUUACAUGCGACCAAAAGCCUCCAUCCUUUUAACCACUGCCCAAGAAGUGCCGCCUGCUGCAUAUUCGGAUUCAAAAACUAGUGGAGUCGCAACGAGGACAUCCACUUCAAUCGGAAUAAUUGUAUUUCUUUUCACUCAUAGGUUACUCCUAUAGGCUAAUGUCCAUUCCUUUUAUGUGUAUUUUUAUUGUAAUUUAUGAUAAUGAAAAUUAAAAAGAUGAAACAAAAGAAGAAGGAACUACCCGACGGAAAUCACCAAUGGCGAGGCGUGAAUGGUCGAUUAUCGAUCUUACCUCAUUUAAAGAUAUGGUAAAGAAUUGGUUAUUAGGGUGUUAGUUGCGAACAUUCUGUUAAUCGAUACUUUUCCAUGGAUUCAAAUGACAGAUUAAUCGAUAUAUCGCAAAUCACGCCACACCACUGGAAAUCACACAAUGGCUGUUGAGUGAUAAUAAGGGCGCUGAACAAUUUUAAUUAAUUCACACGAUUUCCAAGAUGGCUGUUAUCAAACGAACUACCUGACAAUUAUCCAGUUUAUUAGACUUUGUUCUUGUUAUUUUUCACUUCAGCUGUUGGCGUAAUGAUGACGUGAAGGUCGGUAAUGCUUAAGAUGAUGUCAGUCGCGACCAUUUCGUAGUCAGUUAAAUUGAAUUAAGUACACAUUUUUAUUCAUUUUUUGGGAAGUCAGGAUAUAAAUACAAUGUAGGUAAUGAAAGUGUUGAUGUAAAAGUAACCAUAAAAUUCCAUCCUUCAAAACUGCAUUAAAACUGAAAACAGCAUGGCUAAUAAUGUUAAUAUGUAUCAGCAAAAAGUAAUCAGCAUGCUUUACAGACCUAGGUCUAGUUGAACAUGAAAGAUUCGCACCAAAAAUGUAUGUCUUUCUUAUCUCUAACUUUUUAGAAACUUGGAUGGAGGGUCUAAUCGUGUGAUUCUUUGCAGCUUUUUGUGGUUUGUAAACUAUCGAAGUAGUGAUUGUCUUCUGCACAGUGCAAUUGUAUGCAAUAAAAUCAGUAAAAUUUAA